AUGCCGGUUUUAAUCCCGAAAACAGGCACCUCCGUUAGUCCAAAGAGUUCUGUGGCGUUACCUCUGUCUGAUAGGGCUCAAGGUCAUCGAUGGCAGUCAGUGAUAGCCUCUGCCACAGGACCGCCUGAGCCCUGGGGGCCGAAAUUCAAUUUCAUUCCGCCAAAUCGCCUGACAGCAGUAGCCACCAAAGGAGGCCCAGCGAAAGCCGCCGCCGGCCCGGACGCCCGAGAAGGCGGGCUGUCCCCGCCCCUUCCGCCCCGCGCACGCGCUGUCCCCACUGAGCGGCGGCGUGUUAUUCAGCUUCUAAAAGCUGGAAAAGCUAAGGAAGUCUCCUACAAUGCACUAGCCUCACACAUCAUUUCAGAAGAUGGAGAUAAUCCAGAGGUUGGAGAAGCUCGGGAAGUCUUUGAUUUACCUGUUGUAAAGCCUUCUUGGGUGAUUUUAUCCGUUCAGUGUGGAGCUCUUCUGCCAGUAAAUGGUUUUUCUCCAGAAUCAUGUCAGAUAUUUUUUGGAGUCACUGCCUGCCUUUCUCAGGUGUCAUCUGAAGACCGAAGUGCUCUGUGGGCUUUGGUUACAUUCUAUGGGGGGGAUUGCCAGCUGAACCUCAAUAAGAAGUGCACACAUUUGAUUGUUCCAGAACCAAAGGGGGAAAAAUAUGAAUGUGCUUUUAAGCGAGCAAGUAUUAAAAUUGUGACUCCUGACUGGGUCCUGGAUUCCAUAGCUGAUAAAACUAAAAAAGAAGAAGCAUUUUAUCACCCUCGCCUAAUUAUUUAUGAAGAAGAAGAAGAGGAGGAGGAGGAGGUGGAAAAUGAGGAACAAGAUUCUCAAAAUGAGGGUAGCACAGAUGAAAAAUCAAGCCCUGCCAGUUCUCAAGAAGGAUCACCUUCAGGCGACCAACAGUUUUCACCCAAAUCAAGCACUGAAAAAUCUAAAGGGGAAUUAAUGUUUGAUGAUUCCUCAGAUUCAUCACCUGAAAAACAAGAGAGAAAUUUAAACUGGACCCCAGCUGAAGUCCCACAGUUAGCUGCAGCAAAACGCAGACUACCUCAGGGUAAAGAGUCUGGAUUAAUUAAUUUAUGUGUCAAUGUACCUCCGGUCCCAGGUAACAUUUUGCCUCCUGAUGUCCGGGGUAAUUUCAUGUCUUCAGGACAAACUCUCCAAAGCUCUGAAAGAUCAGAAAUGAUAGCUUCUUGGAGUCCAGCUGUGCGGACAUUGAGAAAUAUUACUAAUAAUGCUGACAUUCAGCAGAUUAACCGACCAUCAAAUGUAGCACAUAUCUUGCAGUCUCUUUCAGCACCUACAAAAAAUUUAGAACAGCAGGUGAAUCAUAGCCAACCGGGACAUGGAAAUGCAAAUGCAGUGCUGUUUAGUCAAGUGAAAGUAACUCCAGAGACACAUAUGCUACAACAGCAACAUCAGACCCAGCAGCAGCAGCAGCAGCAGCAGCAGCAGCAGCAGCAGCAGCAGCAGCACCACCCGGUUUUACACCUUCAACCCCAGCAGCUUGUGCAGCUCCAGCAACAACAACAGCAACAGAUUUCUCAACAACCUUACCCCCAACAACAGUCACAUCCGUUUUCACAGCAGCAGCAAAUCCAUCAGCAUCAGUUUACACAGCAACAGCUACAGUUUCCACAGCAACAGUUGCAUCCUCAACAGCAGCUGCAUCGCCCUCAGCAACAGCUACAGUCAUUCCAGCAACAGCAUGUCCUGCAGCAACAGUUACAUAAGCUGCAGCAACAGCAACUGCAACAGCAACAGUUAGCACAGUUACAGCAGCAACAAAUUCAGCAUCAGUUACAGCAGCAGCAGUUACAACGCCUUCACCAACAACAUCAGCAACAGCAAAUGCAAACUCAAACAGCACAACACUUGAGUCAGACACCCCAGACACUACAGCAUCAGGUUCCAUCCCAACAACCGCAGCAGCAGCAGCAGCCCCAGCAGCCCCAGCAUCAUCAGCUUUUUGGACAUGAUCCAGCAAUGGAGAUACCAGAAGAAGGUUUCUUAUUGGGAUGUGUAUUUGCAAUUGCGGAUUAUCCAGAGCAGAUGUCUGAUAAACAGCUGCUGGCCACCUGGAAAAGGAUCAUUCAAGCACACGGGGGCACUGUGGAUCCCACGUUCAAUAGUCGAUGUACACACCUUCUUUGUGAAAGUCAAGUCAGUGGUAUGUAUGCACAGGCAAUAAGAGAAAGGAAGAGAUGUAUUACUGCACAUUGGUUAAAUGCAGUCUUUAAAAAGAAGAAAAUGGUACCACCUCAUCGAGCUCUUCAUUUUCCAGUGGCAUUCCCACCAGGAGGAAAGCCAUGCUCACAGCAUAUUAUUUCCGUGACUGGAUUUGUUGACAGUGACAGAGAUGACCUAAAGUUAAUGGCUUACCUGGCAGGUGCUAAAUACACAGGUUAUCUAUGCCGCAGCAACACGGUCCUCAUUUGUAAAGAACCAACUGGAUUAAAAUAUGAAAAAGCCAAAGAGUGGAGGAUACCAUGUGUGAAUGCCCAGUGGCUUGGUGACAUUCUUCUUGGAAACUUUGAUGCACUAAGGCAGAUUCAAUAUAGUCGGUACUCAGCCUUUACUCUACAGGAUCCAUUUGCCCCCACUCCACAUUUAGUUUUAAAUCUUCUAGAUGCUUGGAGAGCUCCAUUAAAAGUGUCAGCAGAGUUGUUGAUGGGUGUAAGAUUACCUCCCAAACUGAAACAGAAUGAAGUAGCUAAUAUCCAGCCUUCUUCCAAAAGAGCCAGACUUGAAGAUAUACCACCUCCCACUAAAAAGUUAACACCAGAAUUGACCCCUUUUGUGCUUUUCACUGGAUUUGAGCCUUAUCAAGUUCAACAGUAUAUUAAGAAGCUCUAUAUUCUUGGCGGUGAGGUUGCUGAGUCUGUGCAGAAAUGCACACAUCUUAUUGCCAGCAAAGUGACUCGCACUGUGAAGUUCUUGACAGCAAUUUCUGUGGUAAAGCACAUAGUGACUCCAGAGUGGUUAGAAGAAUGUUUUAAAUGUCAAAAAUUCAUUGAUGAGCAGAACUAUGUUCUCCGAGAUGCUGAGGCUGAAGUACUUUUCUCUUUCAGUUUAGAAGAGUCGUUAAAAAGGGCACACGUUUCUCCACUCUUUAAGGGAAAGUAUUUUUAUAUCACACCUGGGAUCUGCCCAAGUCUUUCAACUAUGAAAGCUAUAGUGGAAUGUGCAGGAGGAAAGGUAUUAUCUAAACAGCCAUCUUUCCGGAAACUCAUGGAGCAUAAGCAAAAUAAGAGUUUGUCAGAAAUAAUUUUAAUAUCCUGUGAAAAUGACCUUCACUUAUGUCGAGAAUAUUUUGCCAGAGGAAUAGAUGUUCAUAAUGCAGAGUUUGUUUUAACUGGAGUCCUUACACAAACACUGGACUAUGAA
Messenger RNA from Chrysochloris asiatica (Cape golden mole), 3384 nucleotides. RefSeq names its product PAX interacting (with transcription-activation domain) protein 1 (gene PAXIP1). The transcript has 20 exons. The annotation marks the transcript as partial. The record is from RefSeq and is a predicted model, not a curated record. NCBI's taxonomy places the organism in Eukaryota, Metazoa, Chordata, Mammalia, Afrosoricida, Chrysochloridae. Gene Ontology annotation, biological process: positive regulation of transcription initiation by RNA polymerase II. Gene Ontology annotation, cellular component: nucleus.